CAUAGCUAGUUGCCUUUGUCUCCUUCUAUGUCUUCUCGGAAGGAAGGUGGGCCCAGCCGGAGCCGCGACCUGCGGUCACACUCUCAGAUAGAGAGCCCGCUAUGCCAUUUCUUCAAAAUAGUCUUCCCUAGCACACUGAAAGACAAGAAGCUGAGAAUUCCAAGGAAGUUUGUGGAGAAAUUUGGGGAAGGGCUCUCUGAUAUUGCUAAAGUUGCUGUCCCCAAUGGCAAUGAAUGGCAAGUAGGAAUAACAAAAGAGCAUAACAACAUUUGGUUUGAUGAGGGUUGGCAAGAGUUUGUGGAGCAUCAUUCUAUUGGUUCUGGUUACCUUGUAGUCUUUCGAUAUAGAGGCGACUCCAAUUUCAGUGUUCUUAUAUUUGAUAUGACUGCUUGUGAAAUUCAGUAUCGACGUAUGAGACCAACUGGAGGUGAGGGGAUGAAUGAUGCUGAAAAAUGCUCAUUCUAUGAUGAAGAUGAAAUGAAAGAUGAAGGCUCUGUUGAAAGCUUGGAUACCCAUUAUUGUCGUGCUCUGAAAAGUAGAGUUUUCAAUCUAAAUGCUAGAGAGGGGGGUUCAAGCAAAGGGCACGGUCCAUCAUCAGAGACAGCUGUAAAGAAAGAGUAUCUUGAGAUGACCGAUAUAGAUAAUACUAGUGAAUCAAGAAGAGGGACGUCAUUGAAGAAACAUAGAAUGUCUGGCCCCCAUGGAGAAACCAAAGCCAAGAAAAGCAAAUCAAAAUCUAAACUUGGUGAAAACGAGUUGUUGCCAGAAUGCGAAGCUAUAGAAUUUGCUCCUCGUGGGUUUGCGAAGGCAUCGGAAAAAAGCAAGAGGGCAAUUCAUGCUGCCAGAAUGUUCAAGCCUAAAAGUCCAUCUUUCAUGGUUAUAUUGCGGCGAUAUAAUUUCUAUAACCAUUUUUUGUACGUGCCACUUGAAUUUGCUCAAAGACAUAUGAGCGAUGCUCCUCGGUGUAUUAAACUUCAAGUUUCUGACGGAAGAGAGUGGCCUAUACAAAUCAAUAGAAACCAAUGUCGCUAUUUGAGUAUCUCAAAAGGAUGGAAUGAAUUUUCCCAGGAAAAUAAUCUGAAGGAAGGAGAUGUAUGUGUCUUUGAGCUAAUCAACAAGGAGAAAUUCGUGCUGAAAGUCGCUAUUUUUCAUGAACUUGAAGACAGCGUGCCUUUGGAUUAAAUUGAGGGUAAGAGCACCUGUAAGUAAUCCUUUGAUAUUGGCACCUAAUUCCUGUUUGGUAUAUUGUUUACUGAUACAGUUUAUUUCAAAUGAGCACAGAUCAAGGUUUGAUUAGUUAGUUUGUCAGAGGGCAGCUUACUGAAUGGCAUUUUGUUUAGUAUUUCAACUAGUCGGAACUAUAGCUAUAAGCAACUAGUUUUCUGGUUUCUAUACUUUCAUAUCUAUGCAGUUGAAGGCACACAACAGCAGGAAAUGGAAGCGAAACCUGACGAGCACAGAAUCAACAAAUUCUGUUCUUUGAAUUUCUUUUUGUGUUUUGUAAUGUAUAAAUGUAGAUCAUAACCUUGUGUAAAGUUCGCUUGCUAAACGAACUCGCUCUGCUGAUGUAUAAUAUUCUGCAGUUUGUUCCUU
Molecule: messenger RNA, 1593 nt
Organism: Populus euphratica (Euphrates poplar)
Lineage: Eukaryota; Viridiplantae; Streptophyta; Magnoliopsida; Malpighiales; Salicaceae
Product: B3 domain-containing transcription factor VRN1-like
Exons: 4
Coding region: 28-1182 (384 amino acids)
Molecular function (GO): DNA binding
Source: RefSeq, a predicted model, not a curated record